Culex pipiens pallens (northern house mosquito) is the source of this 1719-nucleotide messenger RNA. Its product is annotated as coiled-coil domain-containing protein 85C-like. The annotation marks the transcript as partial. The transcript is spliced from 3 exons. The record is from RefSeq and is a predicted model, not a curated record. Lineage: Eukaryota; Metazoa; Arthropoda; Insecta; Diptera; Culicidae.
AACCUCCUCGGCGAGCUGCGCGCACUGAAAGAGGCUAACCAGCGGCUCAGCGACGACAACCAGGAGCUGCGCGAUCUGUGCUGCUUCCUGGACGAUGACCGGCAGAAGGGCCGCAAGCUGGCCCGGGAGUGGCAACGGUUUGGCCGGUACACGGCGAGCGUGAUGCGGCAGGAGGUGUCCGCUUAUCAGACCAAACUGCGCCAGCUUGACGACAAGCAGCAGGAGUUGAUCCGGGACAACCUGGAGUUGAAAGAGCUCUGCCUGUACCUGGACGAGGAGCGAAGCAAUCCGAAUCGACCCUCGGGAGGUAGCAAUGGCGGAGGAGGAACUAAUGGAGGAACGGGAGCGGCAGUGACCUGUGGCAAUUGUGGCAGCAGUAACACCAACGCGCAGUCGGCUUCGUCCAAUGCUGUCCCGCUCCGGGAUGACGGAGACGGAAGCAGCUCGAGCACGAAUGCCGACGAGAACCAGCAGAUGUGUGGAGGAGGACAGUUUGGCCGGAACGGGUUGGCGGACCUCACCAUCCGGUCUCCGCUCAGCGACCAAACCCUGCAGUACGUCCGCUCGCUCGAGUCCCGAAUACGGCAGCUGGAGGAGGAACGCUGCGCCAUUCUGAAGAACGUCCCCCUGAACCCCACAUCAAACGGCCACGUUCCAGAAGGAAAGCAACAACUUCAACAACAACAACAGCAACAAAUCGUCAUGGAUCCCAUUUCUGGCCGCCCCGAAGCCGUCGUCCGGGCGCUCCAAGUCCUCGAAGUCCGCGAACAACUCGAGCGGGAACGAAUCGGUCCGAAUCUUGUCCCAGACGCCCUGGACGACGGAGAAAAGGCGCUCGUCCGCGAAAUGUGCAAUGUUGUGUGGCGAAAGCUCGAGGACGCGCCCAACACCGGCAUCGAUCAGCACGUCUGACCGGACCACGUGUGCGGAUCAUGGCCACGUGACUCAGCGGAAAGCCUCAACAGCAGCAGCACUCAUCAAGAACUCGAACUUGAGAAACUAGUUCUCCUCUUCCUUGAUGAUGUACAAAUUAAUUAUAAUGAUUCUUCAGAAAAAAUAGAAUUGAGAUGGGCAAAGGCACGCGUUCUUAAAAAAGCAAAAUCUAACCUAAAAGAACUCACAUUUCUAAUGUACAGAAAGGAUCAUCCUUCGUCCAGAAAAGGAAGACAACACAACACUCGGACAAAAAGGAAAACGAAUCGAAACCCAGCCUAACCUAUUCAAUUAGAAUUAACCGAAAGUAUUUAUCAUCGUUUAUAUUUAUACUUUCCCCUCCCUCCCUCGUCUUCUUACCGUGCUUUAAGAAGAAAUUGUUGUGGAGGAGGAGGAGGAGGUUGUGCAGACAGUGUAAUUACCGGGCUGCACGAGAGUAACGAGAGUAGCUCCUAACACGCGGAAUUCUUUUGGCUAUUUAAGGCGCACGGUGUGGCCGUUUUUAAAAGGUAACUGGUUUCGACUGGCCGAACCUUCCAACGGAUAGUGAAAGGAAUGCUAACAGAAAGCGUGGUUUAUGGGGCAGCUUGUAUAAAGUGUACACUUAAAAUAUGAUUGAAUAGGGCUUUUUAACAAUAUGUAACAUGUGUGUAAAGGAGAACUUGGAAAAAAUAUGAAAUAAUAUUUCAGCGCUAUGUAUCUGUGUAUCCGCGAGGAUUUCUUUGUUAGAGUUGUUUUUAUAUACAUAAUUUUUACACUUAUUAAACGGUUGUUAUUGAGAAGAAA